This is a messenger RNA of Dendrobium catenatum, 345 nucleotides long. Its product is annotated as major pollen allergen Ole e 10-like. NCBI's taxonomy places the organism in Eukaryota, Viridiplantae, Streptophyta, Magnoliopsida, Asparagales, Orchidaceae. The transcript is spliced from 4 exons. The record is from RefSeq and is a predicted model, not a curated record. Bases 1 to 345 code for a protein of 114 amino acids.
AUGGCAAGAAAAGUUGAAGCUUCCAUUAUUUUUCCGCUUAUGCUGCUCUUACUCUACUCAGGUGGAGCUCAAUGCACCGAACAGCCCGAGAAAACUUGGUGUGUGGCGAAGCCUUCUUCUAACGAUGCUACUUUGAGCGCGAACCUCAACUAUUCCUGCUCUCAGGUGGACUGCAGCAUUUUACAGAGGGACUGUGCUUAUCCAAACACCCUCAUAUCCCAUGCUUCCAUAGCAAUGAACCUCUACUACCAAGCCGUGGGUAGGAACUACUGGAACUGCUACUUCAGCAACUCUGGAUUGAUCACCACUACUGAUCCAAGUUUUGAUCAUUGUUCUUAUGCCUGA